This is a messenger RNA of Ceraceosorus bombacis, 723 nucleotides long. Lineage: Eukaryota; Fungi; Basidiomycota; Exobasidiomycetes; Ceraceosorales; Ceraceosoraceae. The record is from the annotation of a GenBank genome assembly.
AUGACUAAGAAGAGAAGAAAUGGCGGCCGCAACAAGCACGGACGAGGCCACGUCCCCUUCGUUCGUUGCUCCAACUGCGCUCGAUGCGUCGUGAGUCACCAUCUGGAGUCUCAAGCCUAUCCUCUCGACUGAAGUCACUGACAAGCUGUCAUCUCCCUGCUUCGCUUGCGAUUCUCACAGCCCAAGGACAAGGCCAUCAAACGCUUCACGAUCCGCAACAUCGUUGAGGCCGCGGCGGUUCGUGACCUGAGCGACGCCUCGGUGUACGCUGGUGAGUAUCGCUGCUUGCGUAGAUGUCCAAGCGGGGAAGUGAGGUGGCAGAAGGUCAAGGCGGCGACUGUGAGGAGGUGCGGCGGAUGACAUGGAGAGGCGCGAGAUUGUGGUAUCAGGAUGCAUGGGGCUGGGCAUACCAAUGAGACGCAAGCGGCUGUCUGAAGAGGAUGCUGUGACUAGCCUAGCCGAUCGCCAGCCACUGGGCUUCAUCGCGCACAUGCUCAUCACCAAAGACGGUCUUUUAUUUUCCUUUCAACAGAGUACGCUCUGCCCAAGCUCUACUUGAAGAUUCACUACUGCGUCUCCUGCGCCAUCCACGCUCACGUCGUGCGUGUGCGUUCGCGCGAGGACCGUCGCAACCGCGAGCCCCCUGUUCGCGUUCGCUACAACAAAGACGGCAAGAAGAUCAACCCUGCCGUUGCUGCUGCACAAGACCGUGCUCGCACUUGA